Molecule: messenger RNA, 4219 nt
Organism: Ceratina calcarata
Lineage: Eukaryota; Metazoa; Arthropoda; Insecta; Hymenoptera; Apidae
Gene: FANCI
Product: Fanconi anemia complementation group I
Exons: 20
Coding region: 22-4143 (1373 amino acids)
Biological process (GO): DNA repair
Molecular function (GO): DNA polymerase binding
Source: RefSeq, a predicted model, not a curated record
ACAAGUGGUUUUAACCAAAAUAUGUAUCGAAAUAAAACAAUUAGCAGUCUUACAAAUGCUGAGGACUGUGAAAAUCCUUCACAGCAGUCCUUACGAGUUCAAAAUUCAAAUGAGGAGUUCGAAGAGUUAAUACGAAAGAAUAUUUGUAAGCCGGAGAUUACAAAAGUAUUGGAUAAAAUUUUCGAAACGUUUUCCGAUUCUGACGCCUGUCAAUUAAAACGACGUAAGCUCGUCGAGUCCACCUUGAAAGAGUUGGCGAAAGUCAACGUACCUUCGGGGCAAGCGAAUACGAUCGUGAAUCGAAUAAUUUCGGACAUCCCACGAUAUUCCAAGCAACAUCUGGUUAAACUCGUUGAGUUCUGUGUCGCGAACAUUCGCAACGAUGACGACCCGAUACAUAGCUGGAAGGAUUUAUUACCCGUACUGCUUGAAACAUUGGAAAAUGAAAAGUAUGUUACACUCUCGCACGGUGAAGUUUCUGGAAAGGAAUAUAAAGAGAUAAUCGUUAAAGACAUAUGCAAUUCCCGAUGGGACGUUAAUAUUCUGCCACCUUUGACAAAAAUGUUUGGGGAUGUAGCACUGGAUAAAACGCAUCGUUCUAUGGUUUUGAAAAGUCUAUGUUCUGCUCUUCCUCGAUUACCCUUGGAUCAAGUACCUUCCUUCGUUUAUCAGGCGUUAAAAUUAUGCAAAGACAAAGAUAAUCAAAAACUUUUGAGUGCAUUAUCCAAAUACUUUGAAAAUUGUUAUUUGAAAACAGUAGUGAUUUCCAGCGACGAACAAGACUUUGAAGAAAUCGGUGGGUACAGUUAUCUUUGCAACGUCUCGUUCGAUAGCGCAUUUCGUAUAUUAAUGUACACAUUUACACUUGUAGGUACGAUUAGUCUAAAAGAAGUACAAGAGAACGAGAGCACCGUUUUGUAUCAUGUCUACCAAGCUGCUCGGUUAAAUCAUGAGAACAUGAGAGAUUUUAUUCGUUUCAUUAAACAAGUAUCUUACGCUCCCGAGUACAUGCUACAACCAUUUAUGCUCGCCGUAUUGAUGACGGUCUCGAGCAUAUACGAAGAUCAGAUCUAUGAGACGCUAAGGACUGGCAUCGUUAAUGAUAGUCUAGAGAAAUCGAAGAGAGAAUGUAGUGCAUGGUUGAGACAGCUUUUACCUCCUCCUCGUAACAUAAUCGAAAUUAUUCGACGGGUCAUCGAGAGCAGCAAUAAAGAUCGGCACCUGAUACUGAAAGGACUCACCGAUCUAGCUUUUACGUUAAUGAAAGUCGAACAGAAAUCGAAGAACAAUGCGACAGUCAUGUGGCACAUAGGAUCCGACAUAAUACAAGAGAUUAUUAAAAAACGUCAUGAAACUGUUCCGGCUGUGUUACAAGAGUUGAUUAAUAAAAUAGUAUCAGGAGGUACAUCAACAACCCAUUAUACAGGUAACGAAAUAAUAAUUAAACAUAAUAAACGUACGCAUGUGCCUUACUCCGCAUAUCUUGCAGGUUGUUUAAAGUACGCUUGUCGUGAAUUAUCAAUGAUCGUCUUGGAUCAUCAGGCCUUGAUUAUGACCAUCCUUGAACGAUUGUUAUUCUUGCCCAGUACAGUUGCUAGUCAAGUUUUAAACGCUAUGUCUCCAUUGAUGCACGUUUCUGCUAAUAUACGAGAAAAUAUCCUCUUGAUUUUAAGGAAAGCUCUAUAUCGCAAGGGUGUAUCCAAACGUCAGAUGGCUGUAACAGGAUUUCUUGAAAUGCUAAAAUAUUCUAAAAUGUAUUCUCGGGACAACUAUAGGCUCAGCCAGCAUUCCAAUUCCUCGUUUCCUUCUAAUUCUAGGUCGAUGUUGACUCAAGCGACGUUGGAGAGCAAUUCACAAGGAGAAAGAUUUACUCCGCAAUUCGACAAGAGUUUGUGCUACGAGAUACUGGACAUAUUAAAAAAAUGUUUCACUUUCGAGUUCGAGGUCAGAUUGCAUUUAUACGAAGGAUUGUACGACGCUAUUACCAAAAACCCUGGUAUCAUCGAAAUUUUGAUAGAUAUGUUUCUUUCACACUUGAAUCUUUACGUCGAAACGGAUGAUAGUAUUUUGCCACCUGUAAAAUUCGAUCUGUGUAUAGAGAUUCAUGGAACAGAGGUGGUUUUACAGGAACCAAUCGGGCAAUUGAUAUUCGCGUUGCAAAAAAUAUGCGUUAAUUCAACUGCGAGAUAUUCAAACGUUUUCGAGAAGUUGCGCGAUACCUUGGAGUUGUUAUGCAAAGGGAUGGCAGCCACGCAACUGGAACAUUUAAACCUGGAUAAUGGAAUUGACUAUCUACACGAGGACUUCCCUAAACCACAAAGGAAGUUAAAAACUCUUGAUGCAUCUUUUGCUGUCUAUGAAGCUUUGAUGGCGUAUCGUAUUGUAGAAUGGUCAAAGGGAAAUACAGACGGCAGCCAGAUUACUGAUUUAUUUAAGGGCUAUACGCGAUUGACAGAUUUCAUUAGAGCGCAAUCUACGAAAGCGAAAAAGGCUGAUGGUAAAUCUAAAAAAGACAAGGAAACAAAUAACACGACGAUCAAAAAGCCUAUCAAAUCGAACGAUAUCAAAAUACCGACCACCAUUAUGGAUUUGACAGUGAUACGUGAUUGUCUAUCACUUUUAUUUUCUCAGUCUUCAACUCAGGACGAUAACGUGCUUCGAAAAAAUCAAGAUUUCUGUUGUUACAUAUUACGAACAUGCGAACAGCUUUUACAACACUCGAGACCAUUCAUAAACGACUCUCUCCAUACGAAAAGCAAACAGUGCAUAAAUACGUACAUCGACAUUGGAAGGCUACUUUAUCAGAACUUUUUGCUAUGCCUGAACGAUGCUUUUUCAAAAAACGAACGAGCGGCGGUACUAGCUUUGCAAUGUUUCAAAGAAAUUUCUUGUUGGAUGUGUACAUCUAUUUCAUCUGAGUUGCCAGCGUUUCUCAAUUCGAUCCUUGGAACGCGAUCUAGAGUGUCGCAAAAGUCUUCUUCAAAUGUUGAUUCUCAAUUAGAAGAAAUUAUUUUAUCAUUAAAACCUCACUUGAAAGCCGCGCUCGUUGAAGACGCAGAAAGCGAGGAGAAAAAGAAAGUAGCACUUAUUCUACUAGAAAUAAUGAAACAAUUUUCAUAUAAGAUAAACUUUGAGAAACAUACCUCUGAUAAGAUACUCGAAGGUAUGAGAAAAAUGCUGGAAGAAGAAGAUAUCCAAACUUCCAACGUGCCUGCAAUUGUGCAGUUUUUCUUGGAAUUGGAAGAAUAUGCUCGAGAAUACGGUGCAACGUUCAACGAUAUCUGUUUGGAAUUAUGCAAAAAAGUUGGAACCAUCGACGGUGUGACAGAGUUAGAAACAAAUAGAGAGUACAAAAUUGUACGCGACGACACCGUGUUACCAAUUUACAACACGUUGAACAAUCAUAUCAAAGAAAAAUUGAACAAUAGUUCUUGUUUGUUUAUGCGAUUAAAAGCGGAGGAUAACGUAGCUCGAACAAUGAUCGACGGUGAAGAAGGCAUGGACAAUCUGAAAGAAAAAGAGCGUCAUUUGUGUAAACAUUUAUCCUAUCUUGCUCAAGUACUUCAUACGUUAGCUAACACAGCGAUGAAAUCGAUCUCGUGUACUGACGCUACAUUUAAGAAUUUGCAUUCCUUGUACCAUUUACUCGUGUAUUUAACAAAAUACUUCUGUGUAAAAUCGAGCAAUCAAAACGCAGCGUUCCAAGCAGUCAAAUUUAUCCAAACCGUACAGUUAGCUGGUAAGCCGCUGAAGUCUGCGUUUUACAAUUUAGUUGCGUACGUGGAGGAGAAUCAAAAUGAGUCGAAUUCCAAGACCGACUCGUACGCUCAAAGGAAUAAGAUUUUAAAAGAAACUAAAGUAAUACCUCGCGUGGUAUACGAGAUCGAACAAUUUAACAAAGAGAUAUUGUUACUUGGAAAGAGAACAGAUAUACCACUGGAAAAUUACAUAAAGCACAGCGUGACGAGAGAUUUCAGAAUAAAGAAUGUCGAGUUGGUGGAGGCACUCGAGAGACUGGACGCGAGCUUGCUCACUGGAACGAGCACACACGACCCAUCCGAAACUAGUACCUCGCACAUAAACGAGGCUGAUAGCGACAGCGAGGAUACGACUUCUCCUAAACGAACCAGAAUGGAGGAUUGAGAUAUAUUCGAUAGAAAUGUAUAAACCGUUUUCGUACACAUUUAAAUAUUUUUUUAUAAAAAGUAUUUCCAGAGAG